Messenger RNA from Cephus cinctus (wheat stem sawfly), 1460 nucleotides. RefSeq names its product pancreatic triacylglycerol lipase. Gene Ontology annotation, biological process: lipid metabolic process. Gene Ontology annotation, molecular function: triacylglycerol lipase activity. The record is from RefSeq and is a predicted model, not a curated record. The transcript is spliced from 7 exons. Bases 318 to 1337 code for a protein of 339 amino acids. Lineage: Eukaryota; Metazoa; Arthropoda; Insecta; Hymenoptera; Cephidae.
GAUACGCAUGUUAAGCAAUUAAUUCGGAUGUGUGAUUCUUUACGUGGGCAAAGAGCACAUGUGCAUACCGAUCAGAAAGUCUAUGGGUGAAUGGAACGGGCUGUCGUCGUCGCGCUAUAAUAGUAAUAAGUAAUAAAAUUCUAUAACUGACUAUUGUGCUGAGUGUCGAUAUCCGAAUUCGAACACGUCGCAUUUAUAUCUACACAAAGGCAAUUGCUCGCACUUCAGCAGAUGCGUUCUAUGGUGAAGGGUUUACUGCUUGAAAUUAAGUCGGAGCACAAAUAUCCAAACCGAAAAGUGGUCUAUCAUCGUGAACAAUGAAGAAUUCGAUUGCGCUACUUCUCCUCCUGGCAGUGACUAUUCGCGGCUUCCCUAAUACUUCCGAUAAGAAUGACGUAGAAGAUGACACAUCAACACAACAACUGGCCGUUGAGGACGAUGAUGGGAACCUGGUACCGUUGGACCUGGAUGCUAAGGAUACAAAUGACACCGAGUUGUCAUCUGAGAGCCUCAAUGACAGUGUCUUAUUCUAUCUGUACACAGUGAAAAAUCCUAAUGAUUUUCAACAAUUAUGGAUUAAUGAUUCCAAGACUCUUUCCGAGAGUAAUUUCGAUCCAUCGAAACCUACCAGAAUUGUGACCCACGGAUGGAAGAAUUCGUAUAAGGGCGAGUCCUGCGUUCUCAUUCGCGAAGCCUACCUUAAGCAUCGUCAGUACAACGUGAUCGUCGUGGAUUGGAGUAAGAUCUCGGUUAAUCUGUACACUGUCGCCAUGAGCGGAGUCAAGAAAGUCGCAGCACAGGUAGGACAGAUGAUCGAUUUCCUGGCAACGCAAGGCGUCGAUACCACUACGACGAUUGUCAUAGGACAUUCGUUAGGCGCACAUGUUGCCGGGAUAGCAGCACGCCAGGCUAAAAGCACAGUGGACUACGUAGUAGCAUUGGAUCCUGCGCUGCCUCUUUUCGCCUUUGCUGAACCUGGCGAUCGUGUCGCUAAGGGCGAUGCCAAUUUCGUUCAAGUGAUUCAUACCAAUCUUGGUAGACUUGGGUUCGAUCGCGCGAUUGGUGAUGUUGAUUUUUUUCCAAAUGGUGGAGGCAUCCAACCAGGCUGUGGUGUCAACUGGUCCUGCUCCCAUGGCAGGUCUUAUAAGUACUUCGCAGAAUCCAUCAACAGCAACAUAGGAUUCGUGGGAAUCGAAUGUGAAAAUUUCAUACUGUACAAAUUGGACAAAUGUCGCGAUAACAACAAAGAAAUAAUGGGAGGACCAAAUCCGACCACGAAAGCGACCAAAAAAUAUUAUCUUGAUACGAACGAAUCCUCUCCUUAUGCCAAGGGAUGAUAAACUACUUGAGUAUGACGAACUAAUAUUUUAAUGCAAAGAAUAGAAAUUCUUCUAUACUAUUUCUAUGAAGUUCCAGAAUGAUUUUUAUUUGUUACUGCAAAUACAAUUUUCUAUCGAUUA